CCUGGAUAAGGUUCGCCAGUAAGCAGACCCUCUGCAGCUGUCCCGUGUGACUGGAGACCCAAGCGCAGCCCUCGCGACAUCCGAUUAUUUCUGUCCCUCCUCGCUUGCAGUUUUCCUGUAAGCACCGGGACGUACCACAUACACCAAAACAUAGGGGUGGGCACUAGGUGUUGCAGUGGAACGCUAGAGCACGUGCGCGGCACAUCAGCUAAGUAAGUCACAGCGCCAGCUUAGCACUCGGUGAAAAGAGCAGUAAGAUGGGCAAUAAGGCACCCGUUCGCCGGACUGGAAGUUAUACUCCGCGCUGCAUUGAGACUCCCCCCCCCCGUGAAUGAAGGUUUGAUCCGGUGUUGGCGAGAGACUGAGAACAGCCGGCGCUUCCACCUUUUGACAGCUCCGCAAGGUGCUGCUUGCGACUAGACUGGAGGGAGCGAGUGCUGUCUGAUUGGUGGCGUACAUAGGAACAGGUGCUGCAGAGCUGAUCCCCUGGGAGGAGCCGAGAAAGAGAGGGUCACACCUGGCAAGUGCCAUGCACUGAUCCCCCUCCUUCCAGCCCGCACCGCCCCCUCCCCGGCCAUUCCCGGCACAUAAAUGAUAGAGGAUACCAUGACUUUGCUGUCUCUCCUGGGUAGGAUCAUGCGCUACUUCUUACUCCGCCCGGAGACCCUGUUCUUGCUGUGCAUCAGCCUGGCCCUGUGGAGUUACUUCUUCCACACGGACGAGGUGAAGACCAUCGUGAAGUCCAGCAGGGACGCCGUGCAGAUGGUAAAGGGCAAGGUGGCCGAGAUGAUGCAGAACGAGCGCCUCGGAGGGAUCGAUGUGAUGGAAGCGGAGUUGUCCAAGACUUGGGAGUACAAGAGCAACAAUGUGGCCGUCUAUUCCAUCCAGGGCAGGAGGGACCACAUGGAGGACCGCUUCGACAUCAUCACUGACCUGCUCAACAAGAGCCACCCUUCUAUCUUCGGCAUCUUUGAUGGACAUGGAGGAGAGUCAGCAGCUGAGUAUGUGAAAACCCAUUUGCCAGAAGUGCUAAAACAACAUCUUCAAGACUUUGAGAGGGAUAAAGAGAACAGCGUGCUCUCCUAUCAAACCAUCCUGGAACAACAAAUUCUAGCAAUAGACAGAGAGAUGCUGGAAAAGCUCACAGUGUCCUAUGAUGAAGCAGGUACCACGUGCUUAAUUGCUCUGUUAUCAGACAAAGAACUGACAGUCGCUAAUGUUGGGGAUUCGCGAGGUGUGUUGUGUGACAAAGAUGGAAAUGCUAUUCCCUUAUCCCAUGAUCAUAAGCCGUACCAGCUAAAGGAAAGGAAGAGGAUUAAAAGAGCUGGUGGGUUCAUCAGUUUCAAUGGCUCUUGGAGGGUACAAGGGAUUCUUGCCAUGUCCCGCUCACUGGGAGAUUAUCCUCUGAAAAAUCUAAAUGUCAUUAUCUCUGACCCUGAUAUCCUAUCUUUUGACCUGGACAAACUGCAGCCAGAGUUUAUGAUCUUGGCCUCUGACGGUCUGUGGGAUGCUUUCAGCAAUGAAGAAGCCGUGCGGUUUAUCAAAGAGCGAUUGGAUGAGCCGCAUUUUGGAGCCAAGAGCAUUGUGUUACAGUCAUUUUACAGAGGAUGCCCUGAUAAUAUAACUGUUAUGGUAGUAAAGUUCAAGAAUAGUAGCAAAACCGAUGAACAAUGAAAGCCACAAUAUGUGUGCAAAAGGACUGAAGCAGCCUAUUUUAUUUUAACUUAGUAGAAAGAGGUGGAAACCUUAUUAAGAUGUACAGCAGCCCCAUUCCCAUGUUUUAGGAUUAGACAUGGACUCACGCAGCUAAUGUACCCAUCAACUGUCCAACCAUGAAACACAGGAAGCACAUUCUGUAUGACCCAACAUUAUUACUCCAUUAACAAGUAAUUAUCUGUAUUAAAGGGUAUUACUCCUGCUGAGGUGUUAAUCUUAUUCUUAUGCUGGGGGUAACAAGACAACACUUGUGUCAUCAGAUAGAGAAGUUAUAUUUAUUCUAUGUUUUUAGAAAAUGUGUUUGUUCAAUGGGAUUAUAUGUUUCUAAUAUUGAGAGAAUCAGACAGGUGUCCCUUUAAUAAACGGCAACAACCGAAGUUCAAACACUCUUAAAUAAAUACAAAAAAAACCCAA
Xenopus laevis (African clawed frog) is the source of this 2130-nucleotide messenger RNA. It is a transcript of the gene ppm1l.L, whose product is annotated as protein phosphatase, Mg2+/Mn2+ dependent 1L L homeolog. Bases 592 to 1674 code for a protein of 360 amino acids. The record is from RefSeq and is a predicted model, not a curated record. The transcript is spliced from 5 exons. Gene Ontology annotation, cellular component: membrane. Lineage: Eukaryota; Metazoa; Chordata; Amphibia; Anura; Pipidae. Gene Ontology annotation, molecular function: metal ion binding; cation binding; protein serine/threonine phosphatase activity.